Messenger RNA from Glycine soja, 1713 nucleotides. RefSeq lists its product as uncharacterized. NCBI's taxonomy places the organism in Eukaryota, Viridiplantae, Streptophyta, Magnoliopsida, Fabales, Fabaceae. The transcript has 5 exons. Bases 262 to 1377 code for a protein of 371 amino acids. Gene Ontology annotation, cellular component: chloroplast. The record is from RefSeq and is a predicted model, not a curated record.
UUCCCAAUUCCGCAACAGAAACAAAAACGGGUUCGGUUCAAUUGUAUACAAGUAAGUAAGACUCAUAAGACCCAGAAACCUACGGCUGAGGGCAGUGUCACACGUUGUAAGACUCAGACUGGGUUCCACUUUGGGUUAUUCGCUAAAUCUUUCUUUAUUUAAGAACUAAGAUGAUGGUUCAGUGAUUCAACCAACGUGAGACCCUUCUUCUAUCCUUCGACCUUUCGCUCUCUCGUUACCUUCUUCAUUCGCAAUAUUGUUAUGGCAAAUGCUAAGUUUGGUUCCACUUUUUCAUGUUCCGCGGCUUCUCUUUCUUCUUCUCCUUUCCAACGCACUAGAAGUGCCCAGUUGAGCUUAUCACAAGGGUUGUUUGUCAACCAACUGACUGGUGCUCAGCUGCAACUGUACACUAAAGACAAAUCAUGCCAGCUUAAGUUUAUACAUGGAAUGCCGAACUUAAAAGGAAGGUUACAGAAACAGCUUAAUGCUCUUUUUGUUGUCUCUGAGGAUCAGUCACAAUACUGUGAGCUCGAAACAACUGCUUUAGUGCCAGAAGACGAUACAGUUGCAGAAGACAUCUCUCCUGUAAGCAACUCGUAUUCUCAUUUAUCAGGGAGUGAUGGAAAACCAGGUUUAAUAUCAUUCUAUAGCCGUCCACACAGAAGAGACAGUAAGAUCCUUUUACCAAAUUCAGAGAGAAGUCAAAACAGCAUAUUGUGGUUUUUGGGCCCAGCAGUCCUAGUAGCUUCCUUCAUUUUUCCUUCACUCUAUUUACGCAAAGUGCUUUCCAUCAUUUUUGAGGACUCUUUGUUAACUGAUUUCCUCAUAUUAUUCUUCACAGAAGCAAUUUUCUAUUGUGGUGUUGGGGUAUUCCUCUAUCUACUAGACCAUGUAAGAAGACCCUUGCUAGUGGAUACAGUUGCAAACAAUAGUGAUACUCUACCCCCACAAUUGGGACAGAGAGUCUCUUCUGUUGCUACCCUGGUGCUUAGUCUUGUAAUUCCAAUGGUGACUAUGGGUUUGGUCUGGCCAUGGACUGGCCCUGCAGCCUCCGCAACUCUCGCCCCAUACCUUGUUGGUAUAGUUGUCCAAUUUGCAUUUGAGCAGUACGCUCGAUAUCGAAAGUCUCCUUCAUGGUCUGCCAUUCCAUUAAUCUUUCAAGUGUAUAGGUUGCACCAACUAAAUAGAGCAGCACAACUGGUGACAGCUUUAUCAUUUACAGUUAGAGGAGCAGAGAUGACCUCACACAACAUGGCUAUAAACAGCUCUUUGGGUACCCUUCUGAAUGUCCUACAAUUCCUUGGUGUGAUUUGCAUUUGGUCCCUAUCCAGCUUCCUCAUGAGAUUUAUCCCUUAUGCUUCAACAACUAAGCAGUAAAGAAUAUUUUUUGUAAAGUUUGUUAGCAAUUUCAUCUCACACAUCAAAACACCUCCAGUUCAUCUUCGUGCAGAAUAUGUAGAUGUACAUGGGCUUACUUUUUGGUGGUUUAAAAUUGUUAAAUCUAAUUGGAAUUUUGGACACUAAUUCUCUGAUUCAUCUAGAAUAAAAAAAAAAUGGUGGUUUCAAGAAUUUGAAACUGAGGAUUUUGGAUACCGGUUAAACAAAGGAAUAUUUAUAGUUCUACUUGUAAGGCAUUUGUUUUGAAUGAAGUACAAGUACUUGUGUUGUAAGGCAUUUGUUUUGAAUGAAGUAUAAGUACUCGUGUUCUUUAGA